Dromiciops gliroides (monito del monte) is the source of this 7050-nucleotide messenger RNA. It is a transcript of the gene LRRC32, whose product is annotated as leucine rich repeat containing 32. The coding region runs from base 226 to 2238 and encodes 670 amino acids. NCBI's taxonomy places the organism in Eukaryota, Metazoa, Chordata, Mammalia, Microbiotheria, Microbiotheriidae. The transcript is spliced from 3 exons. Gene Ontology annotation, molecular function: protein binding. The record is from RefSeq and is a predicted model, not a curated record.
CCAAAUCGGGAUUACUGACUGCUCCUCUCCAGGGUCCCGGCUUGCUUGUAGCCGGUCUGGUCCCUCUAAAGCCUGGUCUGCAAAGGGAGGGAUGCUCGGAGGGUUCCCCAAAGUGAGGAAGGGAGGGCUGGAGGGAGGACAGACGUCCCGGAGCCCUAAUAACGUUGCGGCAAGAUGAGCGCAGGGUUUCGGGGAGACAAACGGCGCCCCUGCUGAGGAAGAGCCAUGAACCUGUGGGUCUUGCUUCUCCUGGCUGUGGUGAACCUUGGACAAGCCACCUAUAGGCCCCUGGAAGACCCUCCCUGUGAUAUGGUGGGCAUGGAGGUCCUGUGCCACAGCCGGGGGCUUCUGCAGAUUCCUGCAGUCCUCCAUGCAGACAGCAAGGCCCUUGACCUGUCUCAGAAUCAGCUGCAGAGCAUCCCGGAGACCCCGUUGAUCUUUUACACUGCCCUCCAACGCCUAGACUUGAGUUCCAACCAGAUCAGCUUCAUCCAGCCUGGAAUUUUCAUCAGCCUAUCUCAGCUCAAGCACCUCAACCUGGCCCGAAACCGCUUGGGACGGGCAUCCCCGCACAACGUCAGUGGGAGCAUCGGGCGCCUGCCUCAAGUGACCACCCUGGACCUCUCAGGCAAUGGCUUGUACAACAGCAUGGCUGAAGCCUUCCUGGAGGAUGCCCCCAACCUGCUUACUCUCUCCUUGGCAGAGAACAGCCUCACUCGCAUUUCCCGCUGGACCCUACAGGGAGUGCCAGCCCUUGAGGAGCUGGACCUGCAUAGCAACGUGAUCAUGGACAUCGAGGAGGGAGCCUUCGAUGCCCUGCCCCACCUAACCCACCUCAACCUCUCCAUGAACUCCAUCACCUGCAUUUCUGACUUCAGCCUCCCCCAGCUGCGAUUCUUGGAUCUGAGUCGCAACAGCAUAGAGACCUUCCAGAGUGCCACCACGGACCAGGAGUACCAACUCUACUGGCUCGACUUGCGAGAGAACAAACUGUCGCAGUUCCCUGACCUGCCCAGGCACAACCAGCUCAUUUACCUGAAUGUAUCCAACAACCUGAUCCGGAUGCACCCUACCUCCUCCUUCAGUGAUGGAGUCCCCGGGAUGCAGGAUUGGCCCAGUGGACCCCACUUGGUGCCCGACCCAAGUGGGAAUGAUAGCUCUGUGGCCCUUUCCCAACUCUUGUUCUUGGACCUGAGCUACAAUGAGAUUGAGGCCAUCCCCAAAGGAUUCUUUGACCCCAUGACUUCCCUGCAGUUCCUCAACCUCAGCAAAAAUUGCCUCCGCACCUUUGAGGUGCCUCAAGAGCAUUCCCUGCCCAGCCUGGGCAUCCUGGAUUUGAGCCACAAUGACCUGCAGGGCUUCACAGUGGGCAUCCAUGGACUGGCUAGCCUACAGCAGCUCUACUUGGAACACAAUGCCCUGGCAGCCUUAGCGCCUCUCACAUUUGCCAGCCUCCCUAAGAUCCAGCGGGUGGACCUACAAAGGAACUGGAUCCAUCUCUGUGGGGCCCCUCAGGACUUGGGUGAGCCCGCCGCCUCAGACUGUAUUGUCUUCUCCGGAAUCUCCACUCUCCGGACCCUGAACCUGGCGGGUAACACCAUGCAGAGGCUGCCGGCCGGUGCCUUCUCGCAAACCCCAUUGGUCACUUUGGACCUCUCAGCAAACCCAGGCUUAGAGGUCAUGCCUGGUGCCCUGGCUGGACUUGAAUCUUCCCUAGAGGUGCUGCAGCUCCAGGGGAAUGGCCUGGAUGCCCUUCACGUUGACCUUCCCCGCUUCACACGGUUGAAGCAGCUCAAUCUCUCAAAGAACCAGCUGAGCUGGCUCCCUGCCUGGACCUGGGAGGCCUCCCUCAAGGAGCUGGAUCUUCGGAACAACAGUUUCAGCCACCUCGAGAGCCGUGACAUGAGUGGCCUGGAGGGGAGCCUGAGGCACCUCUACCUGGCAGGGAACCCUCUCGCCUGCUGUGGCAACAGCUGGCUGGCAGCCGUGAUCCAAAGAGGGAGCGUGGACAUUGCCAACCUCGAGGACCUGAUGUGCCGACAUUCCAAGGACUUCAGCUCCCAGGAGGAUGUGCCCUUCCUCCAGGUGCGCCCCGAGGACUGUGAGAAAGAGGGACUCAAGAAAAUCAACGUGCUCAUCAUCAUCAUCUUUGCCCUAGUCUCCUCUAUUCUCCUCAUUGGCUUGGCUCUCUUCUGUUGCUUCUGCCGGCAAGAGUUUAACCAGCAUUUCAAAGCCUAGCCCCAAGAAGGUUCCCCAGGCCCUGCUGCAGGGUCAUUCUCAGUUCUCAAGGACGGAGAUAUGCGGCUUCAUUGAGGUCUUACAGACUUUCAAGCUGGCAGGGACCUUUCUUUUUAAGAGGAGGAAACAGGCUCAGAGAGGUUAAGGGACUUGCCUGAGGCCACACAGCUAGAUCUCCUGGGCAGCUGGACGCUUAUUUCCUUCUCUAAACUAGGCAUGACCUUUAUCCAUUCAGCUAUCCAUCAGCUGACUGUUGAACAAAGUCAGGGAUCCCCGAUCCUGUUUUCUCCCCUUCCUCCUCAAGAAAGUCCCUGGGGCCCCUUCCUUCACCAUCAUAAGGUUAUUUGAAGGAACUGCAGAGGCUAUGUAGUUCAAUUCAUUCAUUCUACAAAUGAGGAAACUGAGGCCCAAAGAGGUUACCUGCCCAAGGUCACACAGGCAAUAAGGUAUAGAGAUAGGAUUUGAACCCAAGGGCAAACAGGACCUUUUCCCACUGUAGCACACUAAGGCCAAAGCCAUCUUUAGAAGAGAUCUUGAAUAAAGUCAUCCCAGGUGAAAUUAUAUACUCCCUUAAGACCAAAAAGUCACCUAGAAAACAAAAACAACUCUUGAAUUUAUCUAGAAACAAAAUAUUUGUCACAAUUUAGGCUAAUUCUUAUAAACCUCACAUAUGAGAAGGAUAAGAAUUCCCCAAACUACAUUCUCCAUGAUCUGAAAACUAACACAGAAACCACCAACUGAGGCCACUCCUAAAUAGUCCAAUAUAAGAAGGUGACAGAAGACCCCAAUCCCAAGUAUGGGCAGAAAGUUGGCUGAUGUAGCUGGAGCAUAAACCAAGUGCUUAGGAGGAGGAAUGUGAGCCAGUGUUGGAAAAGCAGGAUGGCUCUAGAUUGUGGAAGGCCUUGAAGGACAGCAACAAAAGACAAAGUUCAUGAACUUUAGAAUUAUCAGAGAAACCAGAAAUCAUUUAGCCUAAGGAUUCUUAACCUGGUCUCUACAGACACCCAAGGAAUAUCUAUGAGCUUGGAUAGGAAAAAAAUCUACAACCUUAUUUUCACUAAGUUCUCACUAAAAUUUAGCAUUUCUAACUCCCUUAUGUUAAGGACAAGAGGAAACUGAGGCCCCAAAUUGGACUUUUCCUUGGUAGCCCCAAGAAAUGAUUUAUUCCAGGUCCUAAUUAAUCCAAAUGAAUGGGCUUAUGCUCAAUAAAUAGGGAUUGAGUGGGGGGAGACUUUCAAUUUAUUUGUUAUUUGUGAAUGUUGUGCUGUCCUUUUUCUAUUGCUAACAUUAAGGGGUUAACUAUAGAUUCUCACCCCACCCCUCCAUCUACUGUUUCUUCCCACUCCAGCAUCUUCUGCAAUAGCUUAGCCAUUUUACCCUUAACUCUUGCCCCUCACAAUCAGUAAAUUAUGGCAGAGUUUAGAGCCAGGGGCUGGCAGUGGGGGUGGUGGUAAGGUUGAGGCGUGGCAGAGUUGCCACUUUCAACAUCCACCCUGGCCACCCAGCGUGACUCCCCUCCUCCAGGAAGGACUAGGAGUUCCAGUGCUGCUGCUGCUGGUGGGUGUACAGGGCCAAGCCAAGUAGAAACUCUUCUCUCCUUACUAAGCUCCCCAAACAGGGGGUGAUGGAAACUGGCAGGCAUCUGGGCGUCAGGCAGUGUUGGCUGGGUCUGAAAGUAGUUAGGGGCAGUAAGCAGGACAUGGGGGCGGGAUUAGAAACAUUUGGUGUUCGAAUGGAAUGUAGACAGAAAGCUUGAUCUGAAGGGGAAAAUGUCUAAACAGUGUUUUCCCCAACUUGUCUCCCUUUCUCUUUCUAUUAUACAUGCCACCACUUCUCUCUUUAGGGCUUUCAUCGCUGUCUCUGUCUCUCUACUUCCCUGUCUCUCUGCAUGUCUAUCUGUUUCCCUUGCUGUUUCUCCAUCUCUCUUUCUCACCUCCUUCCAUUUCUACAUAUCUGCCUUUCUUCUGCUAUUCCCUCUCUUCAUUCUCUCUUCCUCUCACACCAUUCUGUCUCUGUCCCUCUCCUCUCCUUGUCUCCUCCUCCCUCCCUCUUCCAUCUCCCCUCCAUGUCUCUCUGCUUCUCCUCUCAUCUUUCUCUGCCUUGGUCUUUUUUUCCCCUCCUUCUCUGUCUCUCUUUCUCCUGCCAUUUGCUCUCUAUCUACAGAACAACCAGUUUGGUCCAGAUUCUAGUAAUUUGGAACAGAGAGGGAGGGGGAAGGGGGAAGGGAGGAGAAAGCCAAAUCAGUUAUGUGUCAUUUCCAUUUGAAUGAUCCAUCCCAUACAGAUAACCUGAUCAUUGAAGUUGAUUCUUCAUCAAAGUCGUGAAGCCCUGAGUUGUUGUUAAUUGAAGUGGUUUCUACUUUAGAACCUAGAAUAUGAGAACUCCGAGGGAACUCACUCAAAGAUGAGGCUCGGAGAUUGACCAUUUGCCCAAAGUUGCACAGAAGCUCAACACUUUUUACUACUUAAUAUAGAAGCUGGAAUAUUUUGGAGCUGUCUAGCUCUGGAGAAGAUGCUAAGGACCGUAGGAAAAAAUGAGCAAGUCUCAACAGCAGAAUGAGAUGAUCAUAUAGUAAGGGAUCAAUACACUCCCCAGGUCAAGAACCUUCUAUGAUACCCUGUGGCCUACUAGAAAAAUCUAAAACUCCUUAGUGUAGUAUUCAGGACCCACUAUGAUGUAGUAUAUAGGCCUUCCCCCAACUCAUUGUACCUCAUCACAGGUUAGAUGUUAAUGUCUUAAUAAUGUGUUAACAUCCUACUAUCCUUUUACAAAAUGUGAACACAUUUUUCUGAUUAAAUCAAGAAAUUGAGCUGAAAAUUGGCCAUGACCCAAGAGGCUUUUAAAUAAAGCCUAGAGUUAGUGAGAUUCACAUAAAUGGAGACAGGAGGCAGCAGUCUUUUCACCCCUUUGGUGGGACAGAGGGGAUCAUUAAGCACUUUGUAUUGUCUUAGCUCUUUUUUCUGCUGCCAGAUGCCCCACUUCUUGAAGCUGCUUACUGGCCUCAUCAACUACCCCUCUGUAUCCAUGUUGGUCUGGAGAGUGUGUCUCUGCUCCCUGCUGGAUGCAGUUUGGAAGCAGGGGUUACUAUCUCCUCUUCUCUGACCCGGGGCUUCCUAGAACUCUUGAACUGACCCUCUAACUGCUAAAUAGGGUGUUUCCCUACUGGUCAAGCUGCUCUGCUGUUAGACUGACCCUAUGGCAUGAAGGCAGAUGACAGUAGGAGUGGAAGAAAGAAAAUCCCCAUCUCUUUUCAAGUCUAUCAGAGAAAGCUCUUUACCCUUUGCAAAGGAAUAACUGGGUGUUAGUGAAUACCUUGUUAAUCCAUUAACACUUCACUUCUGGAUUCUUAUUGAAGAUAGGAGGGGAAGGGUGGAACCCUAUCCUUGCCCCCAAUAUCGGGACCAUCCCCUCAACUAGCAAUUCCCUAUUUUUUGUAGCCUUAUCAUCCUCUAUUCCCUUUUCUAUGCUCUUUGCUCCAGCCAAACCAGACGACUCAUAGCCUUUCAGUUUCUUGCCAGUGUGCCUUUGGUUGGCUUAUACUUCCUCUAAAGUAUUGAUUGUCAUGUUCUGCCAUCCUCUUAGUGCUCUGUCCAUACCAUGGGCCAGUCAACAUGGGUCAUUAUCCUUCUCUCCUAUACUGUAAGUUUUCUGAGGGCCAUUGGCACAUGCACUGGGAAUGAUCCCAAGGACCUCACUAAACCAUCCAGUCAGCAGGAGUGAUAGGCAGCACAUAUAAAGGGCAGGGGUGUAAUAAAUGUAAGGUUAUGAUGUGUUUAUUGGAAAUUACUCUUUCUUGGGAAAUAAUAAAAAUUCCCCAUGCCCUCCAUAGAGUUGCUGAACCAGUCAGUAGCCUUGGACACAUAAGGCAUGACAGGUCUGUUCAUGCUCUGUCUUGGGUUCCUAAAUGUCACUUAUCCAUUUAAGAAGUUGACCCACCCAAAGCCAGUUUUUUGUACUGUUAGAACCAAGACCAGAAUUUGGAAAAAAAAUUAUAUUGAGAAAGAGGUAUGGCAUUCAAUAGAAAUGAUUUAACCUAGAAUAAAGAGUAAUUGAACACCAAAAAUGGUAAGUAGGCGACAGAAAUGACCAAUUAUAAUAUUUUCAUUCAGAAGAUUAAUCCAUGUGAAUUAAUUGCCACAAUAAGGAGACCAAAAGAGCUCAGAAAGUGUCCCACUUGUACCCUUAAAAAUAUGAGAAAAGAGGCUUCCAGAACAUAUGGAGAACAUGCAUGUGAGUCAUUUAGGAUGGGGAAGGCAUAGAUGGUAUGGGAAUUCCCUAAUUAAUGAAAUGACAGAUGUAUUUGAGAGUGCCUUUGGUCACAAUGUUCCCUUUGACUGGAAUGCCCUUGCCUGAAAUCCUUCCAUUGUCACACAAGGCUCUGCUCACUUGGCUCACCUGCCCUAAAGCCUCUGCUGAUCCCAUCCCCCCCCCCUGAACCAAGUGGAAGUGAUCUCAAGGGAUCUCUUUUUUCCCCAGGACCCCCAUAGCCCGAUAUCUGCCCCUGGAAUCCCCAGAAGUGAGUUACCUGAAAGCAAGAGCAAUACAUUAUUUGUACCAGUGUCCCCCCCACAAUAGCCAGUACAGGGCCCUACACACAGCAGGUGCUCGGAAAAUAUUGAGUUGUACUGAAAAGAGAAUCCCAUCUCCCCAGAGGGAAAUCCAGGCGGGAAGUCCAGACCUCCUCCCCUCAGCUGCCUGGUCUAUGCUGUCUCUUCAGAUGCCAUGUAAACACUACAAGAUGCUGCUGUAUACAUUUAUGAUCAACCUAUAAGAAUUUUGUAUGAGCUGUAUAGAGAAACUAUGAAUAUAUUA